AUGUUUUGGAAAUCUACUUUGCUACUCUCGAUCUGUGCGACGGCCUGUAAUGCGGUGAGCGUCACCAUCAAUGGUACGGCUUCACAUGCUAUACCCACUACUCUCUACACUGCCGCAGCUCUUAAUGCAUGGGCUCCGGUCGGAAGUGCCACUAUUGAAGUUAUCGCGGACACCACCCCUGUCUCCAGCGCGCUUCCAAACUCUUUGCAAUUGACCGUUCCGGCUGGAGCUUCGGGAAAUGUUGGGUUUGGAAACUCUGGGUUCUUCGGUAUCAACAUAAACUCUUCAUGGACAUACAACGCCUCAUUCUUCUACCGCUUCCCCUCAACUACGCCUUCAACGAACCUCACCGCCUCCAUCAACCUCCAAACCUCAUCGGGGACCGUCCUCGGCACUGCUACCGCCGCUCUCGUUCCUUCCACGACAUGGACUCAGGUCUUUGUCAGGAUCAAGCCCACUGCAAGCGCGAGUGAUGCGAACAAUAACUUUACCGUUACGUUCUCGGGCGCUCAGGCAGCUGGGAGGACCGUCAAUUUUGCGAUGUUCUCGCUGUUCCCGCCGACGUUCAAGGGUAGGGUGAACGGCAUGAGGAUGGAUAUUGCGGAGACGUUAGCAUCGAUGGCACCUUCGUUCUUCAGGCUGCCUGGAGGGAACAAUCUCGAAGGAACUACGGCUGCUACCCGAUGGCAGUGGAACGCUACGGUUGGUCCCCUGGUCGAUAGGCCCGGCCGGCUUGGGGAUUGGGGAUAUAUUAACACUGAUGGUCUAGGAUUGCUCGAGUAUCUGGAGUGGUGCGAAGAUCUGAAUAUGGAGCCUAUCUUGGCGGUUUGGGAUGGCUACUCCCUAAAUGGCGCAGCACUUGCGGAAGGACAACUGGAUCCCUAUAUCCAACAAGCAAUCGAUCAGAUCAACUUCGCCAUCGGAGACCCCACUACGAGCGCACCUGCAGCAUUACGAUCAUCCCUCGGCCACCCCGAACCUUUCGUCAUCAAUCAUAUCGAGAUUGGCAACGAAGACUUCAUUAGUUCUACGGCUUCGUCAACGUAUGCCUCGUACCGCUGGCCAGACUUCCACGGAAACCUGAGCGCUGCCUUCCCUCAACUGCGCUUCCUCGCCACAUCCACAGUGAAUUCUCCGGCAUUGACGCCGAAGCCCCAGGAGUGGGAUGUUCAUGUGUACCAGACCCCGAGUUGGUUCGCCACCAAUUCGUUCAUAUACGACUCUUUCGCCAGGGAUGGGACUUUGUACUUUGAGGGAGAGUACGCUGCGAUCAGCACGAACGCGAACGAUCUUUUCGGUUCACCUUCGGACGGACGAUUGGUUUUCCCAACUAUGCAAAGCUCUACUGGCGAAGCCGCGUUCAUGACUGGUCUGGAGAGGAACAGCGAUAUCGUGUUCGCUGCGUCUUAUGCACCUCUUCUGGGACAUGUUGACAAUGUCCAAUGGACACCGAACCUCGUCUCCUUCGACUCGCUGACCGUCUGGCCCUCUACGAGUUUCUACGCGCAACAAAUGUUCAGCUUGAACAAAGGUGAUUCGUACCUACCGAGCACGCUUCCUUCCGCGAGCGGUACCAUCUUCUGGAGUGUCACGAAGCGUAACUCUCCCUCUCAAGUUCUCAUCAAGAUCUCGAACACCGUUGCCACAUCCAAUACCCUUACCUUCAUCCUGCCCACAACAUUCAAGACUAUUGCCUCCAGCGGCACUGCUCAGAUCCUUACCGGAGCCCAGACGGCGAGUAACUCUCCGACGACGAGUCCGGCGAAUGUGGUCCCUGUGACGAGUGCAAUUACGACCGGAGCGACCUUCAACUUCACGGCCCCUGGGUUCAGCGUGAGCGUGCUCACAAUUGAUGCGAGUUAAUGCGUUGGUGUCAGCUUCAGGG
Messenger RNA from Stereum hirsutum FP-91666 SS1, 1885 nucleotides. RefSeq names its product glycoside hydrolase family 51 protein. The transcript is spliced from 18 exons. Bases 1 to 1863 code for a protein of 620 amino acids. The record is from RefSeq and is a predicted model, not a curated record. Gene Ontology annotation, molecular function: alpha-L-arabinofuranosidase activity. Gene Ontology annotation, biological process: L-arabinose metabolic process. NCBI's taxonomy places the organism in Eukaryota, Fungi, Basidiomycota, Agaricomycetes, Russulales, Stereaceae.